UCAUCACAAUCCACCUUUCAAAGAAGACUUGAAUUAAAGCAGACAUUAUAGAGGUCAUACCACAAGAUGUAUCAAACUCUUCAGCAGUACGAAUCAGAAAGCCAGACUGGAACCUAAUUAACCUCUACCAAAGUGAUGGAAAGGACAAAGUGUGGAGAAAGAAAGCAUCUGCUCAUGAUUCAAAACAUACAAGCUCAUUGGUCAAGCAUGGUGGAGGGAGUGUCAUGGCUGCUUCUGGAACAUUCUCACUAAUCUUUAUUGAUGAUGGAACUCAUGAUGGUAGCAGCAGAAUGAAUUCAGAAGUCUACAGAAACAUUCUGUCUUCUGCCACCUCACACACUGCCACCUCAACACAGGACUUUAUCAGGGAGAAAAGUGGAAGGUUUUAGACUGGACAAGUCAAUCACCAAACCUUAACCCAACUGAGCAAUAUUUCAGUUCCUGAAGUGGAGACUGAGGGGAGAAACCCCCGAAACAAACAACUACUGAAAGAGGCUGCGGUUCAAUCCUGGAAAAGCAUAAAAAAAGAAGAAACCAACAGUUUGGUGAUGUCAGUCGUUUCCUCUUUGUCUCUCGUCUGAUACACAAUGGUUCGGGUUGAAACUGUGUUUCUCUGUGCCAUGGGUUUUAUCUCAGAGAUUCUGUGCUCUUUAACUUUGGAGGCAGAAGCUGGAGAUAACGUCACUAUUUGGUGCCAACAUGAGCUGAAACAACCAGAUAAAAUCUUCUGGUUUAAACACACGUGUGAUUCAGUUCCACUUCUUCUUGCGUGUAAACGUUUUUUGGUAUCAGCUCCAUCAGAGAAUUGCUUGUUCUUUACUGAAAGUGAGAGAAUAGUGAUGUCUGUUCAUGGCAAGAACACGUCUCUCACAAUCACUGCAGUAACCGUCUCUGAUACAGGACUGUAUUACUGCAGCUCCAUGAAACAGAAUCGAGUGAUCUUUAGCAACUCGACCUCUUUACAAGUGAAAGGUGUAAAUAAAACAUUUUCUAAGAACCCGGACAGAGCAAAAGGUUCAGACUGUUCUGCUGUGUUCUUCAUGCUGAAUGCGGUGUUUGGUGCCGUGAUUGUGAUUCUUCUUGGUGUCCUGAUCUUCAUCAUACUGAAACACAGAAAAACUGAUAGAGGUGUUGAAGCAGAAGAUAAUGAGGUCCCCGAGUCGGACUCUGUGAAUUACGCUGCUCUUCAGUUCUCGAAGAAGAAAACCAAGAGGAUCAACAGACAUGAUGAAAAGGUGGAUCCACCCGUUAUCUAUUCUUCUGUCAGAAAGAGUAACAUGUGUACAUAAUGAUAUAAAUCAUUUACUGUACAUAGCAGAAGAUGUUUGUGAUCGUCCAGAGUUGAAGGAAUUCCACCAUUUAUAAAACCUUAUUUACAGACGUAUAUAUUAUUGUUUAAUCGCAAGAGCUUCAGGAUUAUGUACAUUUCUUCUUUUUUACUCUGAAUUUUGUACCAGGUCACUCAAUGUGUUAUUCAGAGUAAUAAAAUAUUAUUGUGCAAAUAGAAACAUUUCUUUUUCUUUUGUCCUCGUGUCUAAUCGAAUAACAGAUUUGUAGAGGCUCUGACAAUGCAAACUGCUCUUUGUGUCAGUUACUAAUGGUGAUAUUGUGUGAAAACCGUGUUACCAUAAAGCAAAGUUCAUCUAGUGUUGUGUGUGUGAUAAAUAGUCUCGAGGGCUGCUGUAGGAUGGGUUGAAGUAAAGAUAAUGAUUAUAUUAUUCAGCUGGAUUUUUAUGCUGAUUUUUGUGAAAAGAUUAAAUGAAUAAAUUAAGCGUUCUUUAGCUGAAGGUAAUAUAAGCUCUAGGUUAAUUCUGUUUUUUAUAUUUCUGAUUUGUUUAUCAAAAAGGGUUCUAUUCUAAGGGAUCUUUCAAUUAAAAUAUUUCCAACUAUUAACUCAAUAAACCCACACAGCAAAAUCCUAAUGUUAUAAUCUAUAAAAAAAAAAAAAAUUCAUUUCUAGUUUUUUCCCGCCCAUUUGUUUAGGCUAAAGC
Ictalurus furcatus (blue catfish) is the source of this 1991-nucleotide messenger RNA. RefSeq lists its product as uncharacterized. The record is from RefSeq and is a predicted model, not a curated record. NCBI's taxonomy places the organism in Eukaryota, Metazoa, Chordata, Actinopteri, Siluriformes, Ictaluridae. Gene Ontology annotation, biological process: response to bacterium. The transcript has 7 exons. The coding region runs from base 588 to 1289 and encodes 233 amino acids.